Knipowitschia caucasica is the source of this 564-nucleotide messenger RNA. The record is from the annotation of a GenBank genome assembly. NCBI's taxonomy places the organism in Eukaryota, Metazoa, Chordata, Actinopteri, Gobiiformes, Gobiidae.
AUGAACAACAAAGGUUCAUAUCCACAGCAGACUGUGUACCCUCAGCAGAGCUCUGCUCCUGCUUACCCUCCGGCUAUGCAAAUGUCUCCUCAGGCCCCUCCUUACACAGAUGCUCCACCUGCAUAUUCAGACAUAUACCAGCCCAGGUAUGUGCUUCCCCCUCAGGUGCCUGGACAGGCCAUGUCCUCCCCGUAUGCUGGAGCUCAGAUGUUCAUGCCACUGCAGCAGCCCAUGUCCAUGGGCCAUGUGGGGCAGAAUGUGCCUAUGGCAUAUUACCCCAUAGGAGCCAUGUAUCCCCAUGGAUCCACUGUUAUGGUGGAGGGCGGCUAUGAUGCAGGAGCUCGCUUUGGUGCUGGUGCCAGCUCUACUAUCCCUCCUCCCCCUCCUGGACACCCCCCCAAUGCAGCACAGCUGGCUGCGAUGCAGGGGGCAAACGUGGUCAUGGGGCAGCGCAAGAGUAACUUCUUCUUGGGUGGAUCCAGUGGAGGAUAUACCAUCUGGGCGACUGUUUUUGUGCUGCUAAACCUUAAAGCAACAAGUUUCCAUAAUGUGUCAUUUAGGUAA